AUGCCAGAUAAAGUGGAUCGUACACAGUUAUCGCUACCACUGGUAGUUGGCGCACAUUACGUGCAAGGCAGCGAUGAGGCUCAGCCGCCCACGCAGCAGAGGAUUGUUGAUCGUUGCGAGACGUUCUGCAUUUUUCUGGAGGAUAUAACACCGGAAGAGAUUUUAAAUUACAGAUUUUUUAUAAUAGUAAAAUCACUGGACGAUCUAAUUGAUAUUCCAUCGCCAUCGAAAAGCAUAACACCGCAGGAUGAAGUGAAUGCCACUGAAUUUACAGUAAAUUUUUCGAAAACUUAUUUCGCCAAAUUUUCGCUAAAUUAUUACCAAAAUGCUGUAGUUGAUGUUAUCCAAAAUGCACAUUUCCCUGGAAACCCUAACCCGGUGAAAUCUCAUCAGGUACCACGAAGCAAAUCUAUUGAAAGUCGUAACAGCCGAAUACAUCCACACCUGGAGCGCCGUGAUAGUGUUAUGAAAAUGGCUUAUGAAAGGUUUUCGACAAUUAUCCAAUGGUCAAUUUUUCCGCCACUGACUUCGAUGAAGGUCUGGGAGCAGGCGUCAUUUACUGCAGGCGUUACGGGAGCUCUUUAG
Gongylonema pulchrum is the source of this 585-nucleotide messenger RNA. NCBI's taxonomy places the organism in Eukaryota, Metazoa, Nematoda, Chromadorea, Rhabditida, Gongylonematidae. The record is from the annotation of a GenBank genome assembly.